GGUAGCAUUGUAACUGUGACAUAUGUAUGUUUACAAUGGAUUGUUCAGAUUUCAUGUAUAUCAAUAAAAAUUGUCUAAUUUUGUUGAAAAAGUUUUUGUAAUAAAUAUAAAGAAAAUAAUGUGGAUAAAAUGACACCUAAUCUUGGAGGUUGGAUUCAUAGCUUCACAGUCACGGACACGCUAACUCAUAAAGCCGGUUAUACUAUAUACAAAAUCACUUCAAUCGUAUUUCCAAGGACCUUACCUCAAGCUCUAACCUGCUUAACAAUUUGGAAACGAUUUCAUGAUAUAAAACGUUUACAUAGAGAGUUAUCCCGUCGUCAUCGUAGUCUCAAAUUACCAGGACAACUUCCUGAACCUACAGAUUGUAGUUUUUUUAAACGUUUCGAUGCAAAUGUUAUACGCCGUCGAAAGGAAUAUAUAUUGCAACUGCUGGAUUUCGCUGCUCAACACCCAGCUCUUUAUAAGUGUCACGCAUUCACACAGUUCUUUAGUGAAGCACAGCAAAGCGUUGCCGGAGGAAUUGCAAAUGGUUGUCUAAAUAAUUUAAUUGUCACCAAAAAGGGGUCACCAUUGCAUCAGUUGUAUACAGAAGAGGGCCUAAAAGGUGGGGCGAUAGCUGAAAUAUGUGAUAAACUUGAUUUACUUUAUGACCCUUAUGACAUAGACGUUAGCAUUGCCCCACUUGGUUCGUUGGAAAAACAAUUUGAAAAUGAAGAAACACGGAGCACUGUUGCAGAAAAAACAAAUUUGAUUGAUUAUGAAAAUAAUGCAAAUGUGAAAGAACCAAUAUUAAACGAUGAGGUCAUUCUGGAGGAGACGCGUUGCCAAGAUUACAAGCGUUUCCUAACUCCUAUGGCUUCAAUUGAAAGUGAAGACAGUGACUAUAUUUAUGAAGCAGCCUUGGAAUUUAGUAAAGCAGUUCAGGCAGAAGCAAAUUUAGAAUUUCAGGAGGCACAUGCGCGUUAUAAGCGAGGCGUUGAACUAUUGUUGAUUGGUUCGAAAGAUGAUACCAAUGAUGAACGUAAAUUUAUUGCAAAAGCUAAAAUUUCAAAAUACCUUGCACGAGCUGACGACAUAUAUGCACAAAUUUUGGAUGAUAAUUCCAACGAAAGAGAUUGGCACGGUAGAAAGAAUUUUCAGUUAUCUAUUGAUGUGACAGAGUGUGCAGUUGCUGGAAAACUGUCUGUGUAUCUCGAACGUCCAUGGAACCACUUGGCGAAGUAUAAAGUCUUGAAAAUUCUGGGGGAAAGUGUUAUGCAGGUUUAUUGCGUAACUGAACCUGAACCGCGAUCAACAUACGUGAUGAAAGGAAUUGAAAAACCAUCCAGUAAUAUCCCUACACAAACGGUGUUUUUGCCACAGCAUGUAGCUUUUAUGGUAGAUCUAUUGGCAUUUUUCCAGUCCGAACAGAAAAUCUUCUUGCUAUUAAAUUAUGCGGAAGGAGGACGUCUGUAUGACUAUGUGCGAUCAUAUACACCGACGAUUGCGUCGAAAGGAAGUAAUAAUUUCUCGGUUUUAUUUCCGGACGAUGUGGAUCCUCAAAUAUCCAAUAUCCCCAAUACAAUGGAAGUUGUGGCGGAAAGCUCAUAUAGUACCAGUAGAGGUAGUGUAGAAGAUACUAGUUUUUCUAGUUCAGCUAAAGCGAGGAAUGAACUCUUAGUGCCUUCAAAAUCAGAAGAAUUCAAAGAGUUAGUGCGUUCGUCGCAUGAACUGCUUCAAUCAGUGUCAAAAACUUUAAAUCAGAUAAAGCUAUUGGAAGAUACAACAAAGGGAUCGAAUGAAACGAGUGAUGCAUGCCUAAACAAUUUGACGUGUCAAUCAUCUUCUCCCAAUAAUAAGAGUAUUAUUAAAUUCUCAAGAAUUCCAGAAGCUAGUUUGAAACAAUGGACUCGAGAGUUAGCGGUAGCUAUACACUGCUUGCACGGAAAAGGUGUCAUACUAAGCGAUCUCCACAUGGAUAAUUUGCUACUUGGCUCAAAAGGUCAAUUAUUGCUCACGUAUUUUUAUCAAAAUGAAGGACUCAGUGAUUCCAAUAACUAUAUGCACAAAGCUUACAGCCAGACAGCAUUAGACGGUCACUAUGUCGCUCCCGAACGUCCACUCACAUUUAAAUCGGAUUGGUGGAGUUAUGGUAUUAUACUCUACGAGUUACUUAUUGGAAUUCCCUUCAAGUUAGCACAUCCUGGCAGCAUUGAUUUGUACGGUUUUGUACAAUAUCCUGAAAAUAUUGAUGUAUCGGAGUGUGCCAAGGAUUUGAUAGAAAUGCUGUUGCAACAAACACCAGAGAAUCGCGCGGAUUAUGAUCAAAUACAAAAACAUGAAUUCUUCAUUGGUACGGAUUGGGAGAUUGUGCAACGCAGUGGAUUGAAUCACAACGUUAUUGACAACUACAAAUAGCACGAGAAAUAAGCAUAAAAUAGUAACAUAAAUACAUAUGUAUGUACGCAUGUACUAUGUAUGUUAUUAUAAAGUUUUAACUUAAGUGAUUUUAUCAUCAAAUUUUGCAGGCUCGAAAACCAUUCUUUCUGAAUAACAGAGUAGUUGCUACAGCGAAGUAACUGUCCUAAAACAAUCUUCCCAUCUCAACUAAUUUUUUCGUUAUGAUUUGUUAUGAUUUGUUAUUUCUUCAUAGUACUGUAUUCUAUAUUUUUCAUAAAAGAUGGUAUGUUUUUAUCGCUAAAUGUUUUCGGUAAACUAAUUGAAAUAAGCCUUUACCAAAUAGUAUUAGAAAGAAACGGAGACUUUCGAUAAACUACAGCCGUGUUAUAAAGAAAUACAAUUUCAGCAAUAUUAUUUUUUAUUUCCCUUUAGUGAAAAUUUUCUAAAUAAAUUAUUAUCUAUUUGUUCUUAAACUUUAAAUACAUUAAUUAUUAGAAAGUACAAACAAAUUUAAAUUAAAAGUAUUGACCUAAGGAGUUUUUUUCGUUAUUUAUAAUAUUCUCAAAAUAUUUAAAAACCUUAAUUAGAAAUGUAAAUACUAUUCCAAAAAAAAGAAACGUGUGAUUUCAUUUUAAUUCGUGUGUAGAAAAGCUAAAUUGUUUAAAUAUUUAAAUAUUUUACAAAUUGUAUGAUUAAUAAUAUAUAAAGAAAAAUAUUGUCAAUUUCACAACAGUUAAACAUUUGAAUACAGUUUAAUAAAGAAAUAUUUAAAAUUAAAGUCUGCUUCAUAGUGUUUAUACAGGAAUCCUUAAUUCUAAAGUAUUUUCAGAAUAAAUUUAAGAUCUUAUGCACAUACAUACAUAUAUGAUAAUGUUACAUCAGUAACACUUUUCUAAACUAUUUUUAAUAACGUAAUAAGGCACAUACGAAUGCGUUAUAAUAGGUGAUAUUCCAAAACCAAAUUGAAAUCAAUUGCGAACUUGGAUUUUUGUUUCACUGUCAUUCUAUUAAUUUCUACGGUCCUACGGUUCUACUUCUAUACCUAAUAGUUUAAUUAUGCAUAAGACCAUGCAACUACCAUAUAUUAACUAUAUGAUAAAAUGGCAAGACUGUGGAUUCUGUUGCUUGUAUAUCUAUUCAGUAACUUAAUUACACAUUCUUCAUUCUUUUUGGAUUUAUGUAUCUACAACAUAUUUAUAGGUGCACAUAAUCAUAUAUACAGCCAUGCAUACGUAUAUGCAUAGCAUCAUAACAUUUAUGCAUGUACA
Messenger RNA from Zeugodacus cucurbitae (melon fly), 3650 nucleotides. Its product is annotated as ribosomal protein S6 kinase delta-1. Gene Ontology annotation, molecular function: phosphatidylinositol binding; ATP binding; protein kinase activity. Gene Ontology annotation, biological process: protein phosphorylation. The record is from RefSeq and is a predicted model, not a curated record. The coding region runs from base 130 to 2400 and encodes 756 amino acids. The transcript has 5 exons. Lineage: Eukaryota; Metazoa; Arthropoda; Insecta; Diptera; Tephritidae.